UAAUUGACUAUCUGAAGUCAGGGUCAGAGUUUGAGAUCCUGCACCGUUUCCCAACAAUUAAGACUAUAUCCAUGAAAUAUAACACAGCAACACCUUCAAGUGCACCAGUUGAAAGACUGUUUAGCCUGGGCAGUCUUGUGCUGACUCCGAGGAGGAAUAGGUUGUCUGAGAAAAGGUUUGAAAGACUCCUCCUCAUGAGGUAUAACCACUUCUUUGAGAAGCAUGUUCAGUAAGAAGCCAUGAUCUGACAAGAGUGACGUAUGCACCGGGGAUUGCAAGUCAGGACGAGACAGACAUUUACUGACAGCUCUCACUACAGUGACAGGAGUGGAUACCGCUUCAGAACAGGAUGAAAGGAGUCCGGGUCGCAGUGGUGGGAGCAGGUGCGGUGGGCCUCUCUACAGCUGUCUCCAUCGCUGAAGAUCUUCCUUUCUGCUCUGUAACUCUAAUAGCUGAGAAGUUCAGUCCAGACACCACCAGUGACGGAGCUGCUGGGAUUGUGUAUCCUGGAACGUUUCCAGAUAUUCCCUUGGAAAGACAAAGACGCUGGUUCAAGGACAGCUUUGAUUGCCUGUUGGCCAUUGCUCAAUCCGAACAUGCUCCGGAAGCUGGAGUUAUAAUGAGCUCUGGAUGGCAGAUUUUUAAGGAAGUUCCAGCCAAUACAAAACCCCAUUUUUCAGAGUGUAUGAUUGGCUUUCGAUUCAUGACUGAUGAGGAAAUGAAAAGGUUUCCAGAUCACAAGUUUGGCCAGGCGUUUACCACUGUAAAGUGUGAAUGUUCCAACCACCUGCCAUGGCUCGAAAACAGAUUCAGAAAAGCUGGCGGUCAGGUAGAAAAGAGGAAGGUCAACAGUCUCCAGGAGCUGAGCAACUAUGACCUCAUUGUAAACUGCUCUGGUCUGGGCUCCAAAACACUGGUGCAUGACAGCAAUAUAUACCCAGUCAGAGGCCAGGUCCUAAGCAUGGAGGCCCCCUGGCUGAAUCACUUCAUCAGGGAUGGGGAUGGGAAGACCUACAUCUACCCUGGCAUACACUCCGUCACCAUAGGCGGCACGAGGCAGCAAGACGACUGGAGUUUAAACAUUGACGAAGAAGACACAAAAAGCAUCCUGGAGCGCUGCAGCAAACUGGAGCCAUCGCUCAGCAAAGCUAAAGUCCUUAAAAAGUGGGUGGGGCUGAGACCCAGCAGGAAGAACGUGAGGGUGGAGAGGGAGGUGGUGCAGCUGCAGGGUCGGAAGGUGCCUGUGGUGCACAACUACGGCCAUGGAGCGUGGGGAGUCACCUUUGCCUGGGGGACUGCUCAGGACGCUCUUGGGCUGGUGAAGCAAUGCCUCAGUGAAAUGCCGCUACAGGCUAAGCUGUGAGCCACGUCUAACACUACAUCUAUUCACUCUUUAAUGAUAACACUUUGAUUAUUAACACUGGAGCAAGAAGGGUUCAUGAAUUUGCACUUUGUACAUAGAGAGAUCGUUUCUGUAUAAUAAAGGGUUCAUCAGUAAAAUAACUGAGAAGCAAUAGUUAUAGACAUUAGAACUUAUGAGAGAAUUUUAUAAUAUACUGUAUAUUUCUGUGUUAAUUUCGACCUCUAGGUUUCAUUAACAGUUACCUUCAAGAAGCAAGUUUGCUUUCAGAAAAAAAAGUAAAUCAAAUUUUGUGUGGGGCUUCGCUGUAGGGGUGAAACAAUGAUCAACAGCCAUACAGAAUGAAUACAAAAAGAAACACUUUAAUAUUAAAUUAAUAAGCAGGAAAUAUUGAACACAACUUACCAUUAUUGUGAAAUAAAGAUUACAUGUAAGACAAAUGUUUUUUGGGGUAGAAUGCUAUUAAUAAAUGGAUUUCAAAUGUGCAAAUUAAACUUCUGAGAACUACUAAAAGUUUACCGUGUCAAUUACAUGAUGAAAUAUAAUAAGAUUUUCCAGUGCUUUUUUAAUUCCUGUCUUCAUUUCUUGUCAGUUGAUGCAUGUAUCAAAACGUUUGGGACCUGUGACUUCAGGAAAAGGCUCUGUGUUACUCAAAACAUUGUUGAUAGCUCUGUACUAUCCAAGGGCUCCAGUUAGCCCUGAUGGCAUCUAUGUACACACAUACAAAUAUAUGCUUAAAAAAUCA
Messenger RNA from Notolabrus celidotus (New Zealand spotty), 2105 nucleotides. It is a transcript of the gene ddo, whose product is annotated as D-aspartate oxidase. The coding region runs from base 350 to 1363 and encodes 337 amino acids. NCBI's taxonomy places the organism in Eukaryota, Metazoa, Chordata, Actinopteri, Labriformes, Labridae. Gene Ontology annotation, molecular function: D-amino-acid oxidase activity; FAD binding. The transcript is spliced from 6 exons. The record is from RefSeq and is a predicted model, not a curated record.